AGAUCCUUCCUUGUUGUUAUCUGCAUCAUAACCUUAGCUCUUACAUUUUUCAACAUUGUGACCGCUGAAGAUAUCUUCGAGGAAGGCAAGUCGGACAAGGAAAUUUUGGACAAUCUGCUGCUGUCAACGCGCUACGACAAGCGACUGCUGCCUCCAGUGCAAGAUGCAGAUUUCUGCUGCGGGUUGCGCCAGCCCGGAGAUGUGCUCGAGCAGCUGGCAGACUCCAACAGUUCUAUGCUAAUGAGUGAGCUAUCGUCUAGUGCCAGCUACCACGAUCACCAGAAUAAGCAUCAGUACACGAGCCCUCAACAGCUACGCUAUCACGUUCGUGGAACUCUGACUGUCAACGUAAGUGUGUUGUUGCUGAGUCUGGCAUCACCUGAUGAGUCCAGUUUGAAAUACGAGGUGGAGUUCUUAUUGCAACAGCAGUGGUACGAUCCAAGGCUUCGUUACAGCAACAGGUCACGCUACGAAUUCUUGAACGCUAUACACCAUCACAACGACAUCUGGCUGCCAGAUACCUACUUUAUCAUGCAUGGUGACUUUAAAGAUCCUCUCAUACCUGUACAUUUCGCUUUACGUAUUUACCGUAAUGGCACAGUUAACUACCUUAUGAGACGGCAUCUCAUCUUAUCCUGCCAAGGCAGAUUAAAUAUAUUUCCUUUCGACGAUCCACUAUGCUCAUUUGCUAUUGAAAGUAUAUCCUACGAACAGACAGCAAUCACGUACGUGUGGAAAAACGACGAGGACACAUUACGGAAGAGUCCCAGUCUAACUACUUUAAAUGCAUACCUUAUAAAGAAUCAGACAAUCACAUGUCCUAUUAAAUCAAGUUGGAGAGGUAAUUAUAGCUGCCUUAAAGUGGAUCUCAUUUUUACAAGAGAUAGAGCCUUCUAUUUUACGACUGUAUUUAUUCCUGGCGUGAUUCUUGUUACCAGUUCGUUCAUCACAUUUUGGUUAGAGUGGAAUGCAGUUCCAGCACGGGUCAUGAUAGGUGUGACGACAAUGCUCAAUUUUUUCACAACAUCCAAUGGCUUCCGGUCGACACUACCAGUCGUCUCAAAUCUCACCGCCAUGAACGUAUGGGAUGGUGUGUGUAUGUGCUUCAUAUAUGCAAGUCUACUUGAAUUUGUCUGCGUCAAUUACGUAGGCAGAAAGCGACCACUUCACAAUGUUGUGUAUCGUCCAGGCGAGAAUCCCGUAAUUCAGGGCGAAAAGAAGAGAGAAGGUAGCUCAACAACAAGUGGCAAUAGUGCACCAAACGAAAUCAUCACGUGCACCAACUGCGGCCCAAAUCCGUGCACGCACACUACGACCAAUGGACGUUCAUCUCAGUUAACAGAGGGCAAACUAGAGAGCAGUGAGGCGAUUAGUAAAUAUUUGGCAGUACCGGAAACUAUUUUACAUGGACAAGUAUAA
Molecule: messenger RNA, 1419 nt
Organism: Copidosoma floridanum
Lineage: Eukaryota; Metazoa; Arthropoda; Insecta; Hymenoptera; Encyrtidae
Gene: pHCl-1
Product: pH-sensitive chloride channel 1
Biological process (GO): monoatomic ion transmembrane transport
Cellular component (GO): membrane
Molecular function (GO): extracellular ligand-gated monoatomic ion channel activity; transmembrane signaling receptor activity
Source: RefSeq, a predicted model, not a curated record